This is a messenger RNA of Trichoderma virens Gv29-8, 1365 nucleotides long. RefSeq lists its product as uncharacterized. The coding region runs from base 1 to 1365 and encodes 454 amino acids. Gene Ontology annotation, molecular function: metal ion binding. NCBI's taxonomy places the organism in Eukaryota, Fungi, Ascomycota, Sordariomycetes, Hypocreales, Hypocreaceae. The transcript is spliced from 5 exons. The record is from RefSeq and is a predicted model, not a curated record.
AUGAAAUUCGCCCAUGAUUAUAAGCAGUCGCUGGCUAGUCAAGGCUUCCCGCCUCACUGGGUUGCCCAUGCGAUCCCUUACGGCCAGCUAAAGAAAUGCCUCAAGAAAGUGCAACGAGAGCUUCAAGAGCUGGGACUUGAUGCCGAAACCUUGCGUGCACUUCUCGAUCCCAACACGGAUUCUCCAGUCGCCUUGAAUUAUAGCCUCAACCCAUCCUCCAGCUCUAAACUUGUGCGACCCAAGUUAACGGUGAAUAUUCAUCUGCACGAGGGCAACAUUAUCGAUGCGUCGCUAGCACCAACCACACGCCACUUCUUCGAGAAAAUCGCUUCUGGAUUUGCUCCUGACUCUUCUGAGAGCGAGGGAGAAACCAAACCAGUUGAUAUUUCGCGCGCCGAAACGAGCGACGAGGGGACGCGUGCAACACCGCAAACUGUCAUAAAUGGAAACGGCGCAGGCCAUGAAAAGCACGACAUUAUAGAGGUGCCCCUCGUAUCUGACGGUGUCUUCUUCGACAUCCUUCAAAGUGAUCUCGGCGGUUUGGAUGCCUUGCAAGCCACGGAGCGGGACCAGCUGAAAAAGGAGGUCAAAGAGAUAGGAAAACAAGUUUCGCAAGUGUCCCGGCCGACGCGCUUUUCGAAGAGCGACCUCGACCACUGGAGGCACAUAUUCGAGCUAUAUCUGGAUGCCGAAGUGUUUUUUGCAACGCACGAGCAAGAACACGGAGCUCGCUCUAGCCAAAAGGCUCUCCAGCAAUUGCAGUGGUUUCAGAAUCAGGUCCAGAAACAACAGCUUGUCGCCUCAUUCAAGUUGGCAGAAAGCCGAUCUGCCUUUUCGAAAUUCCUUGAGCUCAAUCUCACCCUCUUGAAGCAUCUACAGUUUCAGGAACUAAACAUGUUGGCAAUCUCGAAAAUAUUGAAGAAAUUUGAUAAACGCACUGCAUUGGGCGUUUCUCGUGCUUUCCCGAACGCAAUCAGCUCCCGAAAGAUGAUAUCGGGCGAUAUUGCGAAAGAAGUGUGUGCCCGAAUUUCCAACGAGUUGGUUUCUAUUAUACCCCAGAUUAAUGACUACCUUUGCCCGAUAUGCUAUUCGAUUGCAUAUCAACCAGUUCGUCUGGGCUGUCAACACGUUUUCUGCAUUCGUUGCAUAAUCAAGAUCCAGCGGCGCAAGGAGGAGUGCUGCCCCUUGUGUCGAGCCCGUGUAGUGAUGGAUGCUUCCGCCGAAAACAUUGAUACCGAGUUAGAGAAGUUUAUGAAGAAAUACUUUCUCCCGGAAGUAAAGGAGAAGCAACGAGCUAAUGACAUAGAACGGGGGGUAGAGGUGUUUGGCGAAGGCUAUACACGGUCUGAGUGUACUGUUAUGUGA